ACGCCACUACGGCAAUACCAGAAACUUAUAGACACGGGAGUGCUGCGGGGAGACGACCACCAGACCCGUAUCAUCCAGAAACUACAGGACUUGCACGACAAUCUACUCCAUUACAAUCCACCACAUAUACCCCGUCCAUCGCAAAGCAUUUCACUGGUAUCCCGGAUCUUCAGCCGCGACCCACCUGUCCCUACAUCUCCUCCAGCAUCUGCCCCUAAGGGCUUAUAUCUUUACGGCGACGUUGGAACUGGAAAGACAAUGCUCAUGGACCUGUUCUUCCAGACCCUCCCACCUUCCUUAAAGCGUAAACGAAGGGUCCAUUUCCAUGCUUUCAUGAUCGAUGUCCACAAACGUGUCCACGCCGCUAAAAUUGCUAUGGGCUUCAAUGGCGGUGACCCAAUAAUACCUGUGGCUAGAGAUCUCGCCACUGAGGCGUCCAUUCUAUGUUUCGACGAAUUUCAGGUGACGGAUAUUGCUGACGCUAUGAUACUUCGUCGGUUACUUGAGUCUUUGCUCAAUUAUGGGGUGGUCUGCGUGAUAACUUCAAAUCGGCAUCCAGAUGAUCUCUAUAAGAACGGCAUUCAGCGUUCUAGCUUUAUACCCGCAAUCGAGCUGCUGAAAUCUCAAUUCGAAGUAACCGACCUUGACUCUGGAACUGAUUACCGCCGCGUACCUCGCGCCCUCUCCCAUGUAUACUACCAUCCGCUCACACCGGAGCACGACCGCGAAAUCAACAAGGUCUUCCUCUCUUUGGCUUCCCAAGACCCUACAGACCCCCCCAUCCGCGGCCGCAAGCUGACUACAUGGGGCCGACAACUGGCCGUUCCCGAAAGCACCAGCAAAAUCGCCAAGUUCGAUUUUCAAGAUCUAUGUGGACAGCCCUUGAGCGCUGCUGACUACAUUAAAGUGACAGAAACGUUUGGAACGGUGUUUUUGUUGAACGUACCCAAGAUGGGCCUGGACAAGAAAGACUUGGCCAGACGGUUUAUCACCUUCAUUGAUGCAUGUUAUGAGAGCAAGACUAAACUCUUCGUGACAUCAGAGGUGCCGGUGUUCAAGGUCUUUUCGGAUGUUCCCAAUGAAUCACUACCACAACAUCCUUCGGACCACAUGCGCAGCGUCAUGGAUGAUCUUGGACUCUCCAACGACAUCGUUGGAACCAGCUCCAUGUUCACUGGAGAGGAGGAAGUCUUCGCGUUUGCCAGAGCCUGUUCGCGGCUGGUACAAAUGGGAAGCAAGGAGUGGGCGGAGACCGCA
Messenger RNA from Laccaria bicolor S238N-H82, 1257 nucleotides. RefSeq lists its product as uncharacterized. Gene Ontology annotation, molecular function: ATP hydrolysis activity; ATP binding. The annotation marks the transcript as partial. The record is from RefSeq and is a predicted model, not a curated record. Gene Ontology annotation, cellular component: cytoplasm; mitochondrion. Lineage: Eukaryota; Fungi; Basidiomycota; Agaricomycetes; Agaricales; Hydnangiaceae. Gene Ontology annotation, biological process: protein quality control for misfolded or incompletely synthesized proteins. The transcript has 9 exons.